UUAACUCCGAGUGGCUUGACCCUGGCGGUAGGAAUGGCGGCUAAGAUUACUAGAGGAAGGAGCCCAAAGACCAUGAAACUUUACUUCUAACGGGCCCGCACAGGAAUUUAUUUCUUGCGAAACACAGAAACAUUAUCCCACAAGGGAUUAAAGGGAGAAGUGCUAUAACGCGGUAGACGUCCAGGCUAAGGAGGUGGACGCACUUUGCGACCUGCUAGUUAGCUUAGUGCCACUGACUUUGAUUCAAGGUAGCUGUUAGCUCUAACUAGCCAGCUGUUACAGCUACUUGGCUUGGCUGGCCCAACAAGUUAACUAAGUGAUUAACUGCAUGAAAGCAUUCCUGAUUUGUUUUUUUGAAUGGUGACCAGCUCCCUUUGUCACCAGAUAGCAUUAGGGAUUUUUUCCAGAGAGUGGGAUCAGACGACAAUAAGUCUACACGGCGCGUUGUGAACAUUAUUACCGCUAACCUCAACGUUAGCUAGUAGUGCAGUAACGCUAGCUAAGUUGGGAUCCUGAAGUCUCGCCCAUUUUUUGGAUCCUGCCCCAGCCAUUGGACAAGGGCUAAUCAACAGCCAACUAGUCUGGUUUCAGGUCCGAUUGGUACUACGAUGGAAAGUCUAACGUUGACUGAUAUCGAGCAGAAAUAUUACUCGGAUUUGUUCGUUUACUGCGACACGGACAACACCAAAAAAGUGGCUUCCAAUGGGAGAGUUCUUGACCUUUUCCGGGCGGCCCAGCUACCAAGCGAAGUUGUCCUGCAGAUCACAGAGCUAUGUGGAGCCACUCGGCUGGGUCACUUCGGGCGCAGCCAGUUCUACAUCGCUCUGAAGCUCAUUGCCGUUGCCCAGGCUGGUCUGCCCCUGAGGGUGGAAAGCCUCAACUCGGUCAAAGACCUGCCGCUGCCCAGGUUCGUGGUGGGGAAGAACGAGGCGGAGGCGAGGCACGCAGCGCUGUACCAGGACACAGACAGUCAGGGGUUGUACCCGGGCUCUGCCACCGCCGUAAUACCCAGACCACCAGGCCGGGGUCUCCAGAACAAGAAGGGUCCCCCAUCAUCCACUUCACUUCCUGUCCACGAGGUUAUCCAGCCUCUGGCACCCAGCAUAGAACCACAGCCUGAGCCGACAUCCCCGGUGGUCUCCCCUCACCAGUCCCCACCCACCUCCCCUCACUCGUGGAGGAAACACAAGCGGCAGCACAGCGGAGGAAACGCAGAAAGACAGCCGGUGGUGGCUGCAGCUGGAGCUGUGUGGACGCAGUUCAGAGAACCACAAACAGGUCCAGUGCCCAGUGAUGGCAUGUGGCCCUCCCACUCGCCACCCCCUCCAGGUCAGGAAAGUUGGGUCAGUUUCACAGCGGACACCCCGCCAUCCAGCCAUCCGCUCCCAGCAAUGCACCCCUCCUCGGUCCAGGAAAGCACAACGAUACGAACUGUGGCCUCAGCAGCAAUGACCAAUGAGAUCCAGCGACAGUCCAGCAGUUACGAUGAUCCGUGGAAGAUCACGGAUGAGCAGAGACAGUAUUAUAUUAACCAGUUCAAAACCAUCCAGCCAGACCUCACCGGCUUCAUCCCUGGUUCAGCCGCAAAAGAGUUUUUCACCAAAUCAAAACUACCUAUUUUAGAGUUGUCACAUAUUUGGGAGCUGUCAGACUUCGAUAAAGACGGAGCGCUGACCCUGGAUGAGUUCUGCGCUGCCUUCCACCUGGUUGUGGCCAGGAAGAAUGGCUACGACCUCCCUGAGAAGCUGCCUGAGAGUCUGAUGCCAAAGCUGAUUGACCUGGAUGACUCAGCAGAGGUCCCGGAGUCGACUGCUGACGUUGGAUACUCGGGCUCCCCAGUGGAGGUCACACCCAACAAAUCUCCCUCCAUGCCUUCACUCAACCAGGCCUGGCCAGAGAUGAACCAGAGCAAUGAGCAGUGGGAGACGUUUAGCGAGCGCUCCUCCAGCUCACAAACUCUGACCCAAUUUGACUCUAACAUUGCACCAGCUGACCCUGACACGGCCAUUGUCCACCCAGUUCCCAUCCGGAUGACACCUAGUAAGAUCCACAUGCAGGAGAUGGAGCUGAAGAGGACUGGCAGUGACCACAACCACCCUACCAGUCCACUGCUGGCUAAACCUCCCGAACUGUCCGAAGAAGCCAAUUUAUCUGCCUCCAUGAAGUUUGUAGCCGCCAACACUGUGGGUGACGGUUACAGCAGUUCAGACUCUUUCACCUCAGACCAGGAGCCAAUCACAAGACAAAGGUCGCAGUCGGGUACGUCUCCAGAGGCUCUGAAGGUGGUAGCCCCGCCUCCCCCUCCACCCCGCCCCCACCCCUCUCACUCUCGCUCCUCGUCUCUCGACAUGAACCGCACCUUCGCUGCCACAUCUGCACCCGGACAACCACAACCGUCUACGAUAGCUUACCCGCCUGCUGUGCCACCUCGACCGCUGCCCACACAGACAUCAGUACCACAUACCGGCCAUCGCAUAGAGGCAGAGGGUGCGCCUGGAGGCGGGGUGGUGCUCACCAGCACCUCCCCCCAACAGAUUCCCCAGCAGCCCAAUUUUGCAGACUUCAGUCAGUUUCAGGCCUUCGCUGCGUCUGAACAGCCUUCCAGCCUCCCGGAGGUCGAUAUGCACAGUGAGCCUGGACAGGCGGAGAAGUCAUCUGAGGGAGCCGGCCCUUUAAGAACAGUGAAGAGUGAAGGCCAGGCAGAUGAGAGAGUCUCAGCUACUGUCAACUCUGUCAAGGGUUCGUCUGGUCCUCUAGCCCCUCCCCCAAAACCUGUGCGCCGAAGGUUGAAGUCGGAAGACGAGCUUCGACCGGAGGACGAACAACACGGUCCGCAGAAAUCAAACGUCAUAGCCGCCGUCCUGGCCACUCAGCCCUCCAUCCCCAGGUCAGUGGGAAAGGACAAAAAGGCGAUUCAAGCUUCAAUCAGAAGAAACAAGGAGACGAACACAGUGUUGGCACGACUUAACAGUGAAUUACAGCAGCAGCUGAAGGACCUGCUUGAAGAGAGGAUAUCCUUGGAAGUCCAGCUGGAGCAGCUCAGGCCUUUCUCUCAUCUUUAACCAACGUGAAGAGGGAAACUCUGCUGUAGUUCAUCCGAAGCAAGGCUCCCUCCCUCUCUUCCUUCCACCAUCUCAGCUUUCCCUGGAAGCUCCGACGUGCUCCAGGGUGCUCCGUUAAAACUCUUACGCUCAAUCACACACUUAUUAAUCAUAAACCGGAAGGACCUGAGGGCGCGGUCUUACCAAGAGGAGGAGUUGAAAGGAGCGUUGGGGGGGGGGGAUUUACAAACUGGCACUUUUUAAUUUUCUCUAGGGAGAUGAACAUGAGGGCGACAGUGGACUGAGAAACAGUUAGGCGUGGUGGACAAGACGCUCCAACUGUCAGAGUGGUCUGAAGACAAAGUGCUGGUGUCUGAUGUCUUUACUCUGACUGAAGAAGAAAGGUGGAGUGUGUUUGUCAUGUGCGUGUGACUCUUCGUGUAAUUGUGUCCCUGUUUAGUGACUUACUUGAGGCUACCACCAGUAUGUUCAUUCUCUCUUAGGGCACAGACUGCCACACCAAACUUCUAUUAAAAAGUAGGCAAAUUUAAAGAAGCAGUUCAGUUAAGUGUGUUAGGAAAUACAAUUCUUCACUUUGUUUCUUAGAGUUAGAUGAGAAUAUAUCAAAUCAAUCUCAUGUGGGUUCAGUACAGAGAUGGAGUUUGCGAGUAGCUUAGCAUAAAGACUAGAAGCAGGGGGAAACUCUCUGUCCAAUGUCCAGAAAUUGCAACUACCAGUGCCUCUAAAAUUAACCAAUUGACAUGUGUUGAUAUAUCUCAUUACUACAAAAACAGAAAGGUAAAAACAACACUAAGGGGAGUUAUAUGCUGAAACAACUUAGUCUAACUCUCUGAAAGAAAGCGCUUAAAUGUAUUUCCCAAAAUGUCAGAGUAUUCCUUAAAUUGUCUUCUCACUUGUUGGUGUUCCUACUUUUCUACUACCGUGAAUACCUGUUCAAAACUAGAUAACAAUUAUGAAAAUGUCUGUUUUAAAUAUCAAAGAGAGUCUGUCUACUGAACAUUUGCCUCCCAAAUGUCAGCAUUUAACAACAGUCUGUCACAGAGCGAUGCCAUAGCACACAUUAGAGGCUUUGAAAACAUGAAAAGGUCUACAGGAAUCUACAUAUGCUAGUAAGAAAGUAACUGGAGUUUGGUGUGGUGGUCACUCUUCUGAAAAAGAUAUUGUGUGUAUGUUUUGUGUGAGGCCUUUAAUGGCUAAAUUACCAUGGUGAAGGCUUUUUUGACUCAUCCUGUGACAUGAAUUCAGCGCACCUCCCUCUUCUCACUGCCCCUUGAAGAGUGUGUGUGUGUGUGUGUGGUUGAAUGCACGAUGCAGUGAACGAAUAACUGCUCUGUCAUCUUUUUUUUUUCUUUCUUAGUUACAAAGUGUUUGGGGUUUGAUGUGACUGAAUGGUUCAACCUUAUGCCAAAUGAUUGAACAAUCACUCUCUGCUCUCUCACCUCUACUUGGGCUGUGUUUUAUAAACAAAAACAAAAUGCGAGCUCUUUUCCCUUCACUCGGCUAGCAGUGCUUCAACAUUUCAAGCUUUCCUUUAAACCUUCUUGGUUGCUGUGUUUAUUUCCAGACUUUAACUUCACCUGGAUGAGAAAGCAUUAUUCAAAACGGACAUUUCACUUGAAGGGGUUGAAGAUAUUCCAGCUGCUUGACUGCUGGAGGCAGCAGCGUUCAUGAAGAAAUGUGUUGCUGACCAGGAGAGAAGGUUUCCUGUGAUUUUCCCGGUCUGCAAACGCGUGCACAGAUCCAAACUGAUGGUGCAGAGAGUUGAUAUUGACUUUAAAAAAAAAAAUUCAGCUGUUUUCCAAUCGGGCAGUCGGCACUAUGCAAGUAUGGGCGAUACAUCUUCACAGACCAACUAUACUUAGCUGUUUGUACUAUGAUAGUAGCAACUGUGUGAACAGUGUACUCUGGUUUUUGUAUCUUAGAUCUUCCAAAACACCAUCUACUGUAUGUUUCUGAUUCAUUUAGCCUUUUUUUUUUUUUUGAUCUUGGUACUGACGAGCAGUCCGCUUCCUCCGCUCUCCCGCUCCAGAGGGAAGUAAACUCCAGAUCAGCGUUUUAUCAGGGCACUGUCACUCUAAUUUGCAAGAUACGACCCUUUGCUGGUUGUAGAUGAAGCUUAACAGGAUUACAGACAGAGAGCAGUCAACAAAAUGGGAGACCUGAAUGACCCAACUGCACUUUGAACAUAACCUCCUCCUCACCACCAAUUUCCUUUGUGUUUUUUAUUACGCCCCUCUUUGCUUUCUUUUAACCUGCAUGUUGUUCUUCUCUUUCAUAUGUAUUUAAAAAAAAAAAAAACGAUUUAUGAAGAAAGAAAAAUGAACCACUUGAGUUUUAUUUCUUCAGCACAACCUGGAAACUGUAAGGUUUUUGUGCCAGUACCCUAAAGUACUCUGUCUUGUUUGGUUAAUUCUUAUGUGUUUUAUCCCUGGAGCUUCCUGUGUGUUCGAGAAGAAUCUCAUCGUCUUCUAUAGCCUUACUCCCCGACUGGCGUUCAGGUUUCCGUUGUGGCUGACUGACCUCUCUUCCUUGUUGUAUCAAGGCUCGCCUUCUUUGUUCUGCUGUUGAGGACUAUGAUGUACUUGGUCUGUGUGUGAGUGUGAGUGUGUUGUAUUGUUUCCAGACCUGGAACUAAUACCAUUUAAAACCCUAUUAAAAACCUUCAUGUGGGAUUGAUUUAUGUUUGUUAGCACAACAGCUCCCCUCCAUCCCUAAACCUAAAAAGGCAAUCCAGGCAGGUCGAAGCAAUCUGUUGUUAACAAAGUCGUUGAUGGGAUUUUUAAUGCUAUUUGCUCCCAGAUCUGUGUUGUAUAUUGUAUAUGAUACACUCUUUUGGACUCAUAUGUAAAUUUGCAUUAAUUGCUGACUAACAGCGAAAGAAUAUUCUAUUUAAUUCCUUCUCUCUUGGCUGUGGGAUCUUAGAUGUUUAACUGCAUGGAUGUACUGUAUCUCUGCAGAGUCAACUAGCAGCUGUGU
Messenger RNA from Micropterus salmoides (largemouth bass), 6038 nucleotides. Its product is annotated as ralBP1-associated Eps domain-containing protein 1-like. Gene Ontology annotation, cellular component: cytoplasm; plasma membrane. Gene Ontology annotation, molecular function: protein binding; calcium ion binding. Gene Ontology annotation, biological process: endocytosis; endosomal transport. The record is from RefSeq and is a predicted model, not a curated record. Lineage: Eukaryota; Metazoa; Chordata; Actinopteri; Centrarchiformes; Centrarchidae.